AUGCCCUUUGACAUAGCUAUCGUGAGCAGGGUAGAUCGUGUAACCCUGCUCAGCCACUGGGCUUCCCCUCGGUGCUUUAGCUUUCUGAGAGAGAACGAAUGCCAGUCUCUUCGCUCCUUCCAAUUCUGGGAUAUACUCAUGGCGUCGAUUUAUUUUCAACGAACGUUGUUCCAGGAACAGAAUUCAGUCGACGAAGAGCUAUAUGACAGCAAGGUGGCAUUCAUCUUUGAGCAAGAAGAAACAGGAUCAGUUAUCGAGAUGCGCUGCUGGUCAGACUUCGUCUUGGAGGAAUACCGGGAGAACAGAUCUUCUUCUCAUCCCACAACAACGACUCAUUUGGCUGACCAUUCUCCUUCGCGAGGUGAUACGGAACGCAUGGCGGAUGAAAGCCUCAUCCUCUUCUCACCCACGCAGCAGUCGAGUGAUGCGACCGAACAAUCCACAGCUGAAUCUACAAUGAUGCACGUAUCAGGAGGACUUUCAGAACUGUCCAUAGUAGAUCUUGAUCUUUUGAAAAUCACAGGGUAUAUUCAGCUCACGAGAGAUAAAUUUGAUCUUUUACUUCAGGAGCUCCGCGUUGCCCCUCAGUUCAAAAAUUUCACGGUAGACUUGUGUUCAAAAUCGGGGGACACAGAAAUUGGACCAGCACAAUUGAGAGGUUGUAUUCGUUUGGAUGCUGAUCUUAGCAAACCAGGAGGCUAUGAAUAUGUGGGCGCAUAUCCCAGGCCUGAGGACUGCUUCAACGAGUAUGCGAAAGGCACUGCUGUUAAGGAACGUAACCCCUUCGAGCUUCACGUCAUCUUCAUUGAUGUCGCCAUCGCUUCAUGGAGACCAUAUCUCAUUCAUCUUGAGGAGCUUUGGAUAGAAUUUUCUGACAAAGCAUCUUUGACAACCAUGGAAAGCAAGCAGCCUCUAAGGAAUCAUUACAGAGUGCAAGCACAGGAUUACACGGAUCUGAAAGAGCUGGAAGAUCAUGUCACCAACGGAACGAAGGCUCUCCUCAUAAAGCAGCCUCUUCAUCUGAUCUAG
Messenger RNA from Plenodomus lingam JN3, 1029 nucleotides. RefSeq lists its product as uncharacterized. Lineage: Eukaryota; Fungi; Ascomycota; Dothideomycetes; Pleosporales; Leptosphaeriaceae. The record is from RefSeq and is a predicted model, not a curated record.